AUUUAAGCAUGGAAAAUGGAAAUGUUUUUCCACCACAAAGUUGGAAAUACCAUUAUUAUUAUCUUGGUUUUUGCAAAAAUGAAAAUCUUCUUCAUUUUCCUACUUUCACUUAUUUUGCUUGCAGGGCCAAGUGAUGGGAGAAAAGACCUACAUAAGUAUUGGGGAGACAUGAUGAAGGGGGAACCCAUGCCUGAAUCUCUUGAACAAUUCAUAAUUUCUAGGUCAUAUAAUAAAGAUCAAUACAAAGCAGAAAUAAUCAAAGAUUUCCUCAAAGAAUUUGAUCCAAUUCCUAAUAUUUCUGUUUACCAGAAUGAUGUCACCCCAAAUGAAGCUGUGAAAUCACAUAAACAUGCACAAUAUUUAAAAUCAGAGCAUGAUCAUGACGAUCAAUCAACAUCAAAGAAAGUAUUUGCAGAUGAAUUUGAACCAAUUCCAAAUAUUUCUGUCUACAAUCAAUAAUUUAAUUUGUUUAGGAUCAAUCUGAUCAUUUUAUGUUUGAGAUUGUGAUUGUUGUGGUGUGUUUAAUUUUUCUACUACCAAUGGCUAAUUGGGGUAUGUAACUGAUUUUUAGUGUACUAAGAUCAGUUACAAUAUACUCAUAUCUCUUGUUUAAAAAUAAAAUUUACUUAUUUUGGAAA
Molecule: messenger RNA, 638 nt
Organism: Amaranthus tricolor (Joseph's coat)
Lineage: Eukaryota; Viridiplantae; Streptophyta; Magnoliopsida; Caryophyllales; Amaranthaceae
Product: organ-specific protein P4-like
Exons: 2
Coding region: 16-459 (147 amino acids)
Source: RefSeq, a predicted model, not a curated record